Molecule: messenger RNA, 2214 nt
Organism: Clonostachys byssicola
Lineage: Eukaryota; Fungi; Ascomycota; Sordariomycetes; Hypocreales; Bionectriaceae
Source: the annotation of a GenBank genome assembly
AUGUUUGACACAACGCACGAGAUAAAAUAUGCAAAAGCAGAAGACCAGCUGGGAACCGACCCGGCCGUGCCAUUCAUCCCCAACUCAGAGGAUAUGGGCAAGAAGGGUCGAAAAUGGAUACCGACAGGCUGGAAAUUUGGUACCGCCGCGGCAGCAUUUUUGACGUCCAUUAUCUUAAUCAUCAAUAUUGUUGUGGCCAUCAUCUGUCGCGCCAAGAUCAGCUCAAAAACAGGCUCGUCCAGUAUUGGACCAGUGCUCUCAGGAGAUUGCGCCAGCAUUAAUAAACUCGGGAUUGGGAUCCAUCUUGUUAUCAACAUCGUCAGCACGCUCCUCCUUGGCGCCAGCAACUACUGCAUGCAAACUCUGAGCGCUCCUACCCGCGAGGAUAUUGACAAAGCACAUAAGCGAGGCUCAUGGAUGGAUAUCGGCGCACCUAGCUUGCGGAAUAUCCGGUUCGUGAGAAAGCGGAGGCUGUUUGUCUGCCUCUCUCUUGCGCUAACCUCCAUACCUCUACACUUGGUAUACAAUUCUACGUUUUUUGUAUCUUCAAACAAUCAUUUAUAUCGUGUCUGGUUCGCCGAUGAGUCCUUUGCGAAGGGCGCCCCCUUCAAUGGUUCAGUCAUCAGGGACCUAUUCAUACCACCAGACAUUAUGCUGGCUAACACGAAGAGGCUGCAACAGAGGCUGAUGCAAGGAGAGUUUGAAAAGCUAUCAAAUGACGAGUGUAUCAAUGCCUACGCAAAAACCCUUGUCCAAGAUCGGGGAGACGUAGUUCUAAUCAUCGACCGACCGGACAGCUGCACUGCUUUCCCAAAGAUAUCCUACGCACCCUUUGAGGAGUGUGGAAACACAUCAGCCACGAGUCUGUACAGCAUGGUCAACUAUGAGACCGGAAUGACACCAGAGAUCUCCCCGCGCGUCACCAACUGGUUUAGUUGGAUUUGCUCUCAAAGAUACUACUACGUCGAUGAAAAAAACUCUGCCGACCCGCCCCCUGCAGAGUUGUGCAGUGACGGAGCCUGGAAGAAGCAACUGGGAGCAGAUCCCUGGAUUGUUGGAACAAAAGUCCAUUACUGCCUCAGUGAGAAACUGCCAAAUGAAUGCCAGAUGAAUGUGGCAAUCAGUUUGCUAUACGUUGUUAUUGGCUUUAACAUUGUCAAGCUCGUGCUCAUCCUGGCCAUGGUGUCAAGUAGCUGGGUAAAUCACAAACCUCUGGUUACGCUGGGGGACGCUGCGGCAUCAUUCAUCGCAGUCCCUGAUCCCCGGACGAAGGGGAUGUGCUUGUUAUCUAACAAAGAGAUAAUCAACCACAAAGGCGAUCAAGUCAUAUCUGCAACUAUGUAUCAACCAAAAAAGCGAAAAUGGGCUUCCGGAGUCAGUAAAAGGAGGUGGAUAGUCGCAAGCCUUCUAACGUUUAUUGCGCUAGCUGUGAUAUUGACACUGCUAGGUUAUGGGAUCUACAUGCUCAACACUCGAUAUCAACGCGGUGGUUUCAAUUUCUUGUGGUCAUUGGGUCUGGGUAGUAUCACGCCCUACAAUUUGAUCCAAUGGAAGAUCCCCACCAAGGGCGAUAUAGCUGUCAUUGCUACUGUUUUGGUAGUGAAUCUUCCACAGGUGCUACUAUCUAUCCUCUAUAUCGUUCUCAAUGGGCUGUUUACCACCAUGGCCGCCGGCGGGGAGUGGUCCAACUUCGGUCACAAGAAUCAUCAGCCUCUUCGGGUAUCGUUUCCGAAGGGUGCCCAGAGGUCAAGCUUCUUCCUUCAACUUCCAUACCAAUACGGAAUCCCAAUGCUGGUUCUCUCAGUGCUCAUGCACUGGUUGACUUCGCAAAGCAUUUUCCUCUCACAAAUUAAUGAGUGGUACACCUAUCAAUACAAAGACUUCAAGACUCUAGACGCAUCGGAGUGGAAGGUUCCAUAUACCACAGGAGCAUACUCGCCAGUAGCAAUAGCAGCUACCUGUUUGAUUAUUGUCAUCAUAUUCUCGGGAGCUGUGGUGCUGGGAAUGCGCCCGUUGAAACCCGGCAUACCGGUAGCAGGAAGUUGUAGCUUGGCUAUAUCAGCCGCCUGCCAUACUCCCGAGGGAACAUCUGAGCUGCUACCACUUAGAUGGGGUGUGGUAACAACUUCAGAUUCCGGCCAUGGCGGUGUCGGUCAUUGUUCCUUUUCAAAUAAUCGGGUGGAACUGCCACAGGCCGGCAAUCUCUACGCUUGA